Carya illinoinensis is the source of this 795-nucleotide messenger RNA. Its product is annotated as nuclear pore complex protein DDB_G0274915-like. NCBI's taxonomy places the organism in Eukaryota, Viridiplantae, Streptophyta, Magnoliopsida, Fagales, Juglandaceae. The transcript has 3 exons. The coding region runs from base 1 to 795 and encodes 264 amino acids. The record is from RefSeq and is a predicted model, not a curated record. Gene Ontology annotation, molecular function: metal ion binding.
AUGGAAAAGCACUCCAGGGGGUCUGUUGCAAGGUCUGAUAGAGAAGUACGUAUCCAAGAGAAGGAAAAGAGGAAAAUACUCAAGGCAACCAGUGAUUCUCUAUUAUUACGUGCUCAAGUUUUCUCUACCUACUUCCGGAUCUCAAGAAAGGAGUCAAAUGGGAACCAAUCUCACUUCAAUUCAACCGUAACUGUAAAAUCUGCAUUCCAACCAACACAGUCAGGUUUAUUAGUCGAUUCAAGAAAACCAUCAUUUAGUUCACAUUCAAAGCCUGGGCCAUAUGAUAAUUCAGGCAAAUCAGAAUCUCAACCUCAAAAGAUGAGUUCCUCUGUUAAUUCAGGAAAACCAGCAGCUUCCCAGCAACAGUUGUUGGGCAUAUUCACUGAUUUAGGAAAGCCAACGAUGCAAGCUCAACAAGCAGCAAAAUAUACAAGACAAAGUAGUUAUAACCAGCAGCCUUCUCAGAACUCUGUUGAUUGUAGGUACUCAAGUAAUACAGAAAAAAUGUAUAGUGGCAGUCGCGCCGUUCACCAUUCAAACUUCAAGCGGCCCAACUUGAACUCGCAUCCGAAUGACCAUCAAGCUCCUAGUAAUAAGUAUCCAAAUAAUGACCGGAAAAGCGGGCUACCCGCGUGGGGUUAUCAUAGACAGCCAUUGACAGGCAUCAGCCAGUUCCCACCAAUGAACCAACCACAGAGGCAAGGCUACCGGCCGCCACAGCUGUGCCGAUAUUAUGCUCAGGGGAGGUGCCAUUUUGGUGACAAUUGCAAAUUUGUGCACCAGUCAAGAAGAUAA